AUGGCGGCCCCCCGACGCAGAAAGAUUGGUCAUCGACGACGCAUCGAGGAUGAGGAAGAUGGAGAAGGUGGUCCUGAUCAGCUCGACCUCGAUGACGACUCCAUGACCGAGGGUUCCAUCAUUAGUGACGACCACGAUCACGGCAACGAUAGCGAUACUAGCAACAUCGACGAGGCCUCCCCCAUCACCCCGAACGCAAGGAAGUCUGCUGGAAAUGGAGCCGCGAAGCAUGCUGCCCGGGACCCCUCGGCGCCCGCCAACAACAAAUCUGUAUCCGAUGCCGAUGCCAUGCUUCAGGGCCUUUCCGUCAGCGACCGUCCCGAGCCUGUGCAAGAGCUCCAGCUCGACGACCCCGCUGUAUCGCCGCCCAAGUCUUCCGCUCCUCUUGUCGUGAGCUCCAACUCGUCCCGCCCCGCGGAGCCCGUCGGCGAGCGUCGUCGUCGGGAGCACGAGGAAUACAAGAAGAAAAGGGACGAAGACCCCGCCUUCGUUCCCAACAGGGGGGCCUUCUUCAUGCACGAUCAUCGCCAUGCCGGUCCUUCUGCUAAUGGCUUCCGGCCUUUUGGCAGAGGUCGUGGACGUGGCCGUGGUGGAGGCAUCGGAGGCCCCUACGCUCCCAUGAAUCCGACCGAUCCUCUGACCAGUGGUCAAUGGGCACAUGAUAUGCAUGAGACCGUCGCCGACCCGCUGCCCUCGAGACAACCAAGGCAUCUGCCCGAGGAAGAGGGACCGGCCAACGGCAACGGCUUCAUCCCGACAUGCCCGUCCAACCCGACCCCCAUCAACAGGACUCUGUCCACCGAGCGACACAUCGGCAACGUGCAGGUGAGGGUGUCCCUUCCCGUCACCGGGAAAGGUCCUGCUGCGUUUAGCAUGCCAGUCAAACAAUACACCAAACUUCCAGACCACCGCCCGCCCCUGCGUCGCGACAAGCCAGUCCGCAUCUCCCUGCCAGACAACCCGCCCAAGUACAUCUUCCCCGCCGUCGACCGAUCCUUCAUCUUCAUUCCCCGUGCCAUGCGGCCGAACCAGCAGCGGACCCGGGGCAAGCCUCGCUCCGGCCUUGGUUCGAUGGGAGGGUUUUCUAGACGGACCAGCGUUUUUGGCGGAAGCUACUACGGCAGCGCCUAUUCUCCGAGCAUUGCUCUCAGCCGUCGCUCCUCGUUGGCACCUGAUGGUCGUGAAUACCUCUUCUCGCCCACAGGCUCUGUCAUGUCGAGAGCUCCUGUGCCAGUCGAAAAUUCCAGACCUGUUGUCAGGCUGCCGCCCGCGAGCCACCCUCAUCAACCCUUCGUUCCUAAUCAGCCGUUUGUUGGGCAGGAUGGCAUGCCCAUGCAGCCAAUGCACGCUAUGCACCCGAAUGAGACGUCCAUCAACGAUUUGCCGCAGCCACAAACCCACCCGUUGCCUCAGAAGCCUGCAUUCCAGGAGAACCGGCCAAGCCAGAUUCCUAUGCAUCAGCCUCGCCCGCAAAAGGCAGUAUCGGUCACAAACAUUGAAUCGCCGACCCUCAACCAAGGCCCGCAAGCUUUCCAGCAGGCUUUCCACCAGCAGGUUCCUGUACAGGUGUCUAACGGCCUACCUCAGGAAGCUCACUCACGACAACCGUCGUACCCCACGCAGCACUCAACUGGCACGCCUUUGUCUCAGAUCCCCGAGAGGGCGAUCCACGCUGCUCCUUUCCAGCCCAACUACCCGCCUCCGCAACAGAACUUCUACAACCAGCCUUACCCCAUGAUGCAGCAUCAACAACCGUACUUUUAUCCCGGACAGUACAAUGGUAACAGCAUGGGACCGGCAGCUGCGGCGCCGUCUUUUGCACCCCCCGGACAGCCGCCCCAGGGCCCUGGCUUCCCUCAACAAGGCCAGGUCGAUCCCGCGGGCGCUCAAGCAAACGGACAGGCCCCGGGAGGACCCAACUUGGUCGCCCAGGAGGUCAACGGUAUGGUUUACUAUUACGAUGCGGCUCAGCUUCCGCCCAUGAACACCUAUCAGGGCUACCAGCAGCCUCCCCCGCAAUUCGGACCCGGUGUUGGUGGCAUGGGCGGAAUCACGCCAAGCCCGGACGGUUUCUACUACCAGCAACCCGCACCCGGAAUGGUGUACUACUCGCAAUAG
Colletotrichum chrysophilum is the source of this 2118-nucleotide messenger RNA. RefSeq lists its product as uncharacterized. The coding region runs from base 1 to 2118 and encodes 705 amino acids. Gene Ontology annotation, molecular function: mRNA binding. The record is from RefSeq and is a predicted model, not a curated record. Gene Ontology annotation, cellular component: exon-exon junction complex. The transcript is spliced from 2 exons. Gene Ontology annotation, biological process: mRNA processing. Lineage: Eukaryota; Fungi; Ascomycota; Sordariomycetes; Glomerellales; Glomerellaceae.